AUGUCGGCAUACCACGCGUAUAACCAGAUCCAGCGCGACGCGCACUACACGCUGCCCGUUGGUUUCGUAGAUCUGCAGUCGUGUUGUCGUCUGCUGUUGGAACUCCUCAAGCUGAACACGGACAACGGUAAUUUCAAACCGUUGAACGACAGGAGGAAUAUGUACGACAAAGUGCAGGCCAUCACUGGUGAUUUGAAAUUUAAAAACACGUGUAACAUAGCCGCGUUCCACGGGCACAUUAACUGUUUAAAGAUGGCCCGCGAGAUUGGUUGCCCCUGGGACGAAUCGACGACCACGUCCGCGAUCGUCGCCGGACGCCUGGACUGUCUCAUUUACGCGCACGACAACGGUUGCCCUUGGGACGUGUCCACGACCGCAUCCGCUGCCUUCGCCGGGCGCCUGGACUGCCUCAUUUACGCGCACGAAAACGGUUGCCCCUGGGACUCGUCGACCGCCACGUUCGCCGCCAUGUCCGGUCAUAUUAAUUGUCUCCAUUAUGCAAUUGAAAACGAGUGUCCGUACGAAUAUCUGAUUUGCGCCGAGUCGGCGAAGCACGGGCACCUAGAUUGUCUACAGUACCUGCACGAGCACGGGGUCCCCUGGGAUGAUUGGACCUGCACCAUUGCCGCGUAUCGAGGACAUCUCGAGUGUCUCAAAUACGCCCAUCAAAACGGAUGUGCGUGGGACGAGUGGACGUGCUCCGCAUCCGCAGCGGGUGGAUUCGUCAAGUGUCUGAUGUAUGCACAUCAAAAUGGUUGUCAGUGGAAUGAACUCACGUUCAGCGGUUCCUUUCACUCGCAGAAUCAGGAGUGCUUACAGUACGCGUGGGCUAACGGCUGUCCUUGUGACGGUAUGACAUGCGCCGAGGGACCAGGUGAUGGACGGUUAGACUGUAUGUUGCCGUCAGCGCCUAAGCACCGUUGUUUAUGGGAAAAAGAACAAUUUAAACUGGAAUUUUAUCACGAAAUCAAUAUACCUCAAUUCAAUGAAAGUUCGAUCAGAGUGCUAAGACUUUUUGAUGUAAUAUAA
This is a messenger RNA of Melanaphis sacchari, 1029 nucleotides long. RefSeq lists its product as uncharacterized. The record is from RefSeq and is a predicted model, not a curated record. NCBI's taxonomy places the organism in Eukaryota, Metazoa, Arthropoda, Insecta, Hemiptera, Aphididae. The coding region runs from base 1 to 1029 and encodes 342 amino acids. Gene Ontology annotation, molecular function: protein binding. The transcript has a single exon.